AUGGGUCAACUUAGAGAUAUGAUGAUGAAGCUGAUGGCAAGGCUGAGGAAGAUGUGGGUAAGUCCAUACUCUGGAAACAUUUGCCGUGCAUUUAACACCUAGGCCUUCAGUGCCGUUCCACUUAGUCCUACCUUAAUUAAUACACUUACUAAUACCAUUAAUCUGACAUCAUGGCAUGAGAAUCCAUCAGAAUCACGCUUAAACCCUGCAUCACCUAAAUAUGGGCUAGUCAAGCAACACAUAAUUCCCAGAGUAUAUAAAACCAAUAAACACACAUUCACAGCUAAGAGUAGGAAACUAAGAUCACAGAUACUGUCAAAACUCACAAAUAAAAGGCGAUUUUAAGAUGUAAGUCAACAAAGGGCCACCAAAAGUACACUAUGUGAGCUAAAACAAGUUUGUCCAAUAAAUUGCUCAUUGUCACCAUUAAAGAUAUAAAGCUUGCACUCACCAGUACGGAUCUCCUCCGCAGGGCCUGCUUAUUUGAAAAUAAAAUCUGUCCUCCUUUCUUUUCUUAAGAGGACUUCACUGGCUGUGUUGUACAGUUUAUCUGUGCAUUUCAGUUCCAUCGAUAAGACCUUUUCUGUGGCCACGGAGGCUUAUGCUGUCUGUCAUGUUUCUAUACAGAGAAAUACAGCGAUAGCUGUUGGUAGCUAACAGAUCUCUGGUUUAGUUCGAGGUUUUGCGAAGUACUGCCUUUUAGGUUCUAAUGAGUGCUUAUCCAAUCACAGGAUGCGUACAUGUCCAGUUCAGACCUUCUAGCUGUAUAUAUAUGUAUAGAUAUAUAUAUAUGUAUAUAUAUGAAACUGUGACAGGUCCAUCUAAAGUCACCUUUGCGGUCUCUCUUAGGAGAAGUCCAGGAGUGCAGCAAGACCAGCUUUGAAGAAGAGACAGAAGUUUGCAAAAAGACGAGCAAAUGAUUGGAGUAAGUCCAGACCUAGAAACACCAGUAAGCCUUUUUUUAGAGUCAGUACUUUUAAUUUCAGGUGUCUCCUUUGUUUUCUCAUGUGAAGAGGGACAUUGGUUGACCGGAACAGGACCAUCUAACAAGACACCGAAGUCUGCGGCUAAGCCAUGGGAUGAAGGUGAGUGUGAGGAUGAAUGUGGUAGGUCCAAGUUUGUUUUGUAAACGUAGGUUAUGAAGUAAAAACCAAACUUGACUUGGGUCAGUUCUCUUCUUAUUGUCUAUGUUAUUGAGCAGGUCUAAAAGAGUUCAUUGGAUUUGUUUUUUUAAAGUUCUGUGGUGUUGCCCAGCACUGUCAGUCCAUCCUGUAUUUCUGCAGCCAUGGAGCCACGUUUCUAAUGUCAAGUUUACUUAAGCUAGUAGCAAGAAGAACAAAAGGAAUUUUCCACCAAGAUGAGCAGUUAUUUCCCUUUCUUCAGACCAUUAAAUGUUAAUUUAAUUAUAGUGUUAAAGUGAAAGGGAAACAUUGAAAUAAGUUCAUUUUUAACUAAAAAGUGAGCAGUGAUGCACUAUUACAUGUGGACAUUAGUGCUAUAAUUCAUAUAGAAUUGUUGACCAGUAAAUUAGUAUUUGUCCUCCUCACAUUCAGGAAAAUGGUCAGCACCCAUGUGGAACUACUAUACUGCUCUGAGUUUCCACACAGGGCUGCUAAGCGGUUGCAAAAAACACACUCAGCUCAGAACAUCAAAGCAGCGAUAAAUUUAAACAUCCAUGUACAGGAGAAGCAAGAGUUUAAAGACCCACUGCCUAUUUUACUGCCUCCUGUUAGUGAACAUCUUAGUUUCACAUUUUAAAACAAUCUUGGACACAGACGAGGAGACGAGAGACAAAUACAUAAAUGUUCAGACUAACUCUUAUUGCAGAUAUGUCACUCUUUUCUAUUCUCUCCUUCAUAAUAACUUCAGCAGCAGCAUCUCUCUGAACAAUCACAAUAAAACAUGGUGGAUUAUCUCAUAAUAAUAAAUUAAAUAAUAGAGCUAUGAUCAGAAAAACAAACACACAGUUGCAGGACACAGCAGCAAGGUUUAACUUUCAAACUUUGUAAAACCCUUUAAGUGGAUUUACACUGAAAAUGCAGUUAAAGUUUGGUGUUCAUACUAGAUGCAUGAAACAUUUGAGAUCACAAGGUAUAUGUAUUUUGCCAUAAUCUUUGAAAAUAGCUGUAAACUGCUCCACAAACAGGACCCUGCGUGAAGCUGUGAGACUCACUAAAAUACCUGUGUCAGCAUUAUAGUCUGUCUUUAUUGUUCAUCGGAGCUUCAGGCGAAGCAGAACUACCUGACUCCAAAACGAAGUGUUUCAGACAGAGGCUGAAAUAACGAUAUCUAGAUACACAAGAGUGAGAAAUUUUAGGCUUUUUGAUCUGAAAAUCACGUAAAACUAUUGAAGAGAUAUCAGAAAAGGAGUAUAGAAUCUGAGAAAAACUGCACGACACCCCCCCUUUAAAUUUAUGCUCCAAAUCAAAAAGCUGUUAAAUGAAUACUUCAGUAUUUCCAUUAACACAAUUAUUUUACAUUCUAUUUAUCAAAAUGUUUGUGUUUACAUGUUUGGAUUUCUCUUGAUGUAUUCACCAGAGCUGUGCAUGCUGAAGAGACCAUAGUUGGUGUGAGACAUUGUCGCUCCUUUUAGACAUCGUUUAAAUCCAUUCAGGAUUUUCCCGCAGUCUGAGUGCCAGCCUUCUGUCUAGCUUUGCUCUGUCUCUGUAGUUUAUGAAUCCAAAAUAAAGCCACACCUCUGUUGUAAAGUUUGAGAUGUCUAAAGCGCAGCUGCUGGUUCCACCAUGUUUAUUUGGGGCAUAGAAAGCAAAUCUUGUUGCGCAGAAUUUUGACUUGUGAGAGGAGUAAUUGUCAGGAAAAGGAAGAUUAAAAGAUCACUCUCUGGACUAAAUGAAUUGAAGAAUAAGAAUCAAUUUAAAUAAAUCAAAUCCAGUCCUAGUUUCUAUAAAUAUGUGAAUCUGUACUCAGAUCAGCUUCUUUGUUCUCUGUCUUACAGGUGCUUCAAAAGGACGAACUAAAAGACCAUGGUCAAAGGAGGAGAAGGCUGCAGUCCUCCGAAGCAUGGCUAAACUUGUGGCUUUGAAGAGGGUCCUUGCAAAAGUCAAAUUGCAGCAGCACAUUGGAAAGAAGUCGCCAACCCUCAGCAAUCGGACAUGGCAAGACAUCAAGUACUCUGUUUACAGUAAAAUCAAAACAGCAAAGCGAAAUCUGUUUAAGUGUGAAAGGUUCAGGUCCACUUCAUGGUUUUGA
Messenger RNA from Xyrichtys novacula (pearly razorfish), 3210 nucleotides. The record is from the annotation of a GenBank genome assembly. NCBI's taxonomy places the organism in Eukaryota, Metazoa, Chordata, Actinopteri, Labriformes, Labridae.